This is a messenger RNA of Prorocentrum cordatum, 5027 nucleotides long. NCBI's taxonomy places the organism in Eukaryota, Dinophyceae, Prorocentrales, Prorocentraceae. The record is from the annotation of a GenBank genome assembly.
GAAAAAGCCACGCGGGGUUCGGCAAAAGUCUUGCUGGAGGCCCCAGAAAUCCAGUGAGUUGGGGAUGUGGGCCCCUGAAGAGUGCUCACCAUCUAUUUAUUCUACACAGAGAACGCGAAGGGAUCUGAGGGCACUUCACCAAGUACCUCGCGGCACUUUGGCGGACGGCCCCCUCUGUCACGAGAUGAUUCACUGCAUUAUUAGCUCGCCCGCUAAGGCACCCGUGGGUAAACCCGACGCGCCGCAGGCAGCUGCGCGUACCAGCACCACCGACCUGACCGCCGGCGGCCUCGCCAGCCGCAAGCCCGCGGGCGCGGGCGCGCGCGCGCCCCGCCCGUCGCAGUCCAGCGGCCAGCCCAAAGUCCUCGACCUCCGCAGCCCUGCCAGCGCCAGGCCUGCGGGCACGCACUCGCCCCGCCCCUCGCAGCCCAGCAGCCGGCCCAGCGCCAGCAGUCAGCCUUCGCCCAAGGCCGCCGCACGCCUCUCGAGCAACCGGGGCGCUAUGGCAGCAACAGCGGCCAGACUCCCGCAGCCAGCCAAUGGCGCACGGGCCAAGGGGCCACUGAGCCCGGAGUCCGAGGCCAAGGCGGAGAGCAUCCACCAGAAGUGCGCCCACGACGAGGACGAGUGGUACAUCCGGGUGGACGACUCCGAUCCUCAGGAGGCCGAGCUGGUGCGCGCAGCCAGCGCAGCAGGGCGUGGGAUCGAGGACAUUUGCCUGCUGAAGAGUGCGGCCGAUCUCUGCACGUUCUUGCACAGCAUCCAGGUGCCCGAGACAAGCCUCGUCCUGGUGGACACCGCGUGCCAGUGCUAUGGAGCCUGGGCGUUCUCGGAAGAUUUCGCCGACAAGGGCGGCGGAAACUUGUUUCCUGUGAAGGUGGCCAUUACCACCGACUGCGAGGCCGCCCUGGGAGAAGGCAGCCAAUCGAUGCCGCCCAGCAGAAGCCCGACAUCACCAAGCGGUCCAAGCCAGCAGAGCGCUACGGCGUCGCAGGUUGUGCAGCGCACCGUGGAUCACGAGCGCAUCCCCCACAAGGUUCGGGUGCUCCAGGACCGCGUGCCGCCAGGCGGCGCCGAGCGCGGCGCCGUCCAACCCCUCGACGCCGAGUCGCUGCGCGUGGUCUACGAGGAUUCCCUCAGCACCGCUUCCGGGGAGCGCGAGGGCCUCGACGACGAGCUGCAGGCGCCCGCGGCCGACAGGGCGGCUCUGGCAGCGCCCUCAGGGCCAGAGGUGGCGCAGGCUGGCUCCCCACAACGGUCGGCUCCGUCGGUCGACGCGGAGCGUUUCCGCGACAUCGUCGAGCGCGCGGCCGGGGAGGAGCGGCGAAUGGGCACGGACGGGAAGCCCCACGGGCGCGGCAGCUUCGUCGGCAGCUGGGAGACCGCUGCUGACGCGGAGUGCCCCGACUGGAACCUCGAGGCGUGGCUCGGCAGUACCGCCGCCGUGGCCGCCGUGGCCGAGGCACUGGUGCCCCAGGAGCUUUCACGUGCGGUGGGCCCCCUCGCCUUCAUCACGGCCGUGGGCCGGAAAGGCAAGGAGGACCGAGAAGCGACCCGCCGCGCCAUCGCGCACCAGCUGGACCAGAACGGCAUCAGCCUCGAGCUUGCCAGCGCCAUUGUAGACCGCGGCGUCGCCCUCGUGGACAGUGCAGCCGCCACAGGCGCGGCCCUGAACGAGAAGUUCGCUGCCGACGGGGGGUUCGAGUUCGACUUCGGCACGAAGGCGGAUUUCUUCCAGGGUUUGGAGUUCCGCAUCGGCUCCCCGAAUCCAGACGUCCUCAAAGGUAUGGUCUACGACCACUGCGAAAAUGUGGACUCCAAGUCUGAGUGGGAGACGGGAAACUAUGGCAUUACCACCACGUCCAGGAAUGAGUUCCUCCUGGUGCUCCAGGACGUGUUCGACCAGUUGAAGGACACCUGCAGUCUUGGAGCCACGAACGAAGAAGUGGCCGAUUGGGACCAGCACGUCAAGAAGCUCAAGGAGGAGGUCGAAAAGCUCCCGGAACCGGUGCAUCUGGGGGUGGACCCGCCGCUGAGGCUGCAGUGGCCAGAUGAGACGAAAAAUACUGGAAACCCCCGGUCCACAAAGCGAGCGGAGAUCCUACGUGGCUUGGCUGAAAAGAACAAGGAGCUCAGGGAGGUUGGGGAGAAGCCCCUGCUGCUGGCUGAGGCCGUCGCUCUGUGUCUGUACUCGGGCCCUCUGUUCGAGAAAUACAACGCCGUGUGCCGCGGGGGUCCUCUGCAGUGCGAGCGCGAGCCCAGCAAGGUCAUGCGCGACCGGUUCCAGAGUUUGUGCGGAGACGGCGGAGACCAUCCAGGCAGCAGCAAAGAAGUCGCGGUGAAUCGGUACGCGACAACCAUCCACGUAUUGGCCUCAGCGCUUGUGAAGGCCAGCAAGACGUCCAAGGCCUGCACCGUCAUGCGCGGCACCAAAGACGGCCGUCUCCCGAAACAAUUUUGGAAGGAGGACGACGCCGGGGUGAAGGGCGGCAUCGAAUACGGAUUUAUGAGCACAACCACGGACCGUGAAGUCGCCAUGCAGUACGCGUCGGGCCAGAGCGCAGGCACCGUCUUGGAGAUCCAGACCGGCAUGAUCGACAGGGGCGCCGAGCUGAGCUGGAUCUCGCAGUACCCACAUGAAAAGGAAAUGUGUUUCCCGCCCCUGACCAGCAUGCAAGUUCUCGGCACAUCUGUCGAGGACAAGGUCCUGGUGGUCUCCCUUCGCCUGAAUCUCAAUCUCACCUGCUCGACUAUCGAGGAGGUGAUCGGGAAGAGGCGCAAGGUGGUCAAGGACAUGUGCCGGAACCUGCAGGACGAGGCGAAGCGCGAGAUGAAGCGGGAGGCGGAGAGGGAAGCACGGCCACAGCUCAAAGACGAGCACGUCGCAAAAAUCCAGGAAGUGCUCGGAAAGGCUCUCCGCGACAUCUACGACCGACCGUUUGAAGUUUUCAAUACCGAUGACUACUUCCAGAGCUCCUUGAAGGUCGCGCUGGAGUGCAAGAGGGUGGCGCUGCAAGCUGCAGGACCGGCUGCAAGAGGGUGGCGCUCCAAGCUGCAAGCCAACGCACCGUGCAUGGAACUGAUCUCUCACGCCAAAUCCUGCAUCGAUUGCGGCAGCAGGUGCGAGGCGGAGGCGGUUGUAGGCCUGUUGCUGGGUUUGACGCAAAUCCCGGACCAGCAGGUCCGCAGCAAUGCGCUCGCGGCCAUAGCCUCAGGCCGCACGCUCGAAGAGCUCAUCGCCCUCGCCAAGGCCGGCGGCGGCCUCGGGGUGCUGACAGAUAGGCUCCUACAGGCCCUCCGUGCGGAAAACAUUGGCGAGGUCGGGCGCGAGGAGUUCGCCGCCCUGGCCUUGGCAUUCUUUGGCGGCCCCGAGGCGCUCGGGUUUGCCAUCGAGCCGCUUGCGAAUCUGGCCCAGGACAAGGAGUGGCGGAUCCGCUGCACCGCGUGCGAGGCCCUCGGCGCCGUCUCCGAGGCCGGCGGCCCCGAGGUGGCCGGGAAGGCGCUGGAGCUGCUCUCGCGGCUGGCCCAGGACAAGAGCUCGAGUGUCCGCGCGGCCGCGUGCAGGCCGCUCGGCGCCGUCGCCGAGGCCGGCGGCCCCGAGGUGGCCGGGAAGGCGCUGGAGCUGCUCUCGCGGCUGGCCCAGGACCAGGAGUGGCCGGCGGCCCCGAGGUGGCCGGGAAGGCGCUGGAGCUGCUCUCGCGGCUGGCCCAGGACAAGUAGCUUCGAGUGUCCGCCCGGGAUGACCGUGCGGGCCGCUCGGCGCCGUCCGCCGAGGCCGGCGGCCCCGAGGUGGCCGGGAAGGCGCUGGAGCUGCUCUCGCGGCUGGCCCAGGCCGGCGGCCCCGAGGUGGCCGGGAAGGCGCUGGAGCUGCUCUCGCGGCUGGCCCAGGACAAGGACUGCAGUGUCCGCGCGGCCGCGUGCGGGCCGCUCGGCGCCGUCUCCCAGGCCGGCGGCCCCGAGGUGGCCGGGAGGGCGCUGGAGCUGCUCUCGCGGCUGGCCCAGGACAAGAGCUCGAGUGUCCGCCGGGACGCGUCCGGGCCGCUCGGCGCCGUCUCCAAGGCCGGCGGCCCCGAGGUGGCCGGGAAGGCGCUGGAGCUGCUCUCGCGGCUGGCCCAGGACCAGGAGUGGUGUGUCCGCAAGGCCGCGUGCGGGGAGCUCGGCGCCGUCUCCAAGGCCGGCGGCCCCGAGGUGGCCGGGAAGGCGCUGGAGCUGCUCUCGCGGCUGGCCCAGGACAAGAGCUCGAGUGUCCGCCGGGACGCGUGCGGGCCGCUCGGCGCCGUCGCCGAGGCCGGCGGCCCCGAGGUGGCCGGGAAGGCGCUGGAGCUGCUCUCGCGGCUGGCCCAGGCCGGCGGCCCCGAGGUGGCCGGGAAGGCGCUGGAGCUGCUCUCGCGGCUGGCCCAGGACCAGUUCAGGCCCGCACGCGCGGCCGCGUGCGGGCCUCUCGGCGCCCUCUCCAAGGCCGGCGGCCCCGAGGUGGCCGGGAAGGCGCUGGAGCUGCUCUCGCGGCUGGCCCAGGACAGGGUCGUGGAUGUCCGCCAGGCCGCGUGCGGGGAGCUCGGCGCCGUCUCCAAGGCCGGCGGCCCCGAGGUGGCCGGGAAGGCGCUGGAGCUGCUCUCGCGGCUGGCCCAGGACUAGGAAGUGGAUGUCCGCGCGGCCGCGUGCGGGCCGCUCGGCGCCGUCUCCGAGGCCGGCGGCCCCGAGGUGGCCGGGAAGGCGCUGAAGCUGCUCUCGCGGCUGGCCCAGGACAGGGUCGAGUGUGUCCGCGCGGCCGCGCGGCGCGCGGCGCGUUAAUGGCUGAGUCAGCGCGCGUGCACCUUGUCCCACGCGGCAGCGGCCAGCUGCAGUGGCCACGCAGCCCCUGGUUCUGCCUGCCUCCUCCGCUUUCCCGCAGCCACGCUGACGGGCCUCGCGUCGCAGUGGCAACCUGCAUUUAAUUCGCAGAAUAUAAGAGCAUCGAGCGGCAGUGCCCGUGUCAAUCUUUACUCAAUCGUAAGUGCAUGGCGAGUCGGCGCGCGUGCCAUUCCGUG